GUAGCCCCCACCCCGCGCCGCGCACACCAUCUCCUGUGGGGCCGGGGGUGCCGCCGGGACUCGCCGCCCCGCCUCGAGGAACCGCCGCCUCGGCCCCAUUCCAGCGACUGGUUAAAUGGAAGCCAUUCCUGGGAUCUGGAUGGUUUCUACUGACACAGACUUUGCAUAGCAGCUCCAUCACCUCAGGAGGUUGCAAUGAGUGGAGGAGGGGAUCAGCCUGACAUCCUCAGUGUGGGAAUAUUGGUCAAAGAAAGAUGGAAGGUGUUGAGGAAAAUAGGAGGUGGAGGAUUUGGAGAAAUUUACGAUGCACUGGACUUGCUUACUCGGGAAAAUGUUGCACUGAAGGUCGAAUCAGCUCAGCAGCCAAAGCAAGUGCUGAAAAUGGAAGUAGCUGUGUUGAAGAAGCUGCAAGGAAAAGAUCAUGUCUGUAGAUUCAUAGGAUGUGGACGGAAUGACAGAUUUAACUAUGUGGUCAUGCAGUUGCAGGGUCGGAACUUGGCAGACCUGCGUCGUAGCCAGUCUCGAGGGACGUUCACCAUUAGUACCACUCUGCGGCUUGGGAAGCAGAUCUUGGAAUCUAUUGAAAGUAUUCAUUCUGUGGGAUUCCUGCACAGGGACAUAAAACCAUCAAACUUCGCAAUGGGACGUUUUCCAAGCACUUGUAGGAAGUGUUUUAUGCUGGAUUUCGGCUUAGCACGGCAAUUUACCAACUCAUGUGGGGAUGUCAGACCACCACGAGCUGUUGCUGGUUUUCGAGGAACGGUACGAUACGCAUCAAUCAACGCGCAUAGAAACAGAGAAAUGGGUCGGCAUGAUGACCUCUGGUCUCUCUUCUACAUGUUGGUGGAAUUUGUGGUUGGGCAGCUGCCUUGGAGAAAAAUAAAAGAUAAGGAGCAAGUGGGCUCCAUUAAAGAAAGGUAUGAACACAGACUUAUGUUGAAACAUCUUCCUCAAGAAUUCAACGUUUUUCUGGAUCACAUUUCUAAUUUGGAUUACUUCACAAAGCCUGAUUACCAGCUUCUCAUGUCUGUGUUUGACAACAGCAUGAAAACGUUUGGGGUUAUUGAAAGCGACCCUUUUGACUGGGAGAAGAGUGGAACUGAUGGCUCUCUGACAACAACAACAACUUCAACCACCCCUCAGCUGCACACUCGGCUUACGCCGGCUGCAAUUGGAAUUGCCAAUGCCACUCCUAUCCCAGGAGAUUUGCUGCGGGAAAAUACAGAUGAAGUAUUCCCUGAUGAACAGCUCAGUGAUGGAGAGAAUGUUAUUCCUGUUGGUGUAUCACCAGAGAAAAUACCUGGAUCCCCUGGACAUCAGCGUCCUCAGGAAAAAGAUGUUUGGGAAGAAAUGGAUGCAAACAGAAACAAAAUAAAACUGGGGAUCUGUAAGGCUGCCACAGAGGAAGAAAACAGCCAUGGACCAGGGAAUGGAAUGCUGAAUGCCCCAAGUCUUGGUUCUCCAAUUCGAGUUCGCUCAGAGACCACCCAGUUAGACAGAGAUGUUCCACUGGUGCGAAAGUUGCGCUCCAUUCACAGCUUUGAACUGGAGAAGCGUAUGACCUUGGAGUCUAAGCCCGACACUGAUAAGUUUCUUGAGACCUGUUUGGAGAAGAAGCAGAAAGACUUGAAAGUGGCAGAGACUCCUGUUGCUGGCGUUCCUCCUCUUUCUCAGAAAACAUCUCUUCCUGCCCGCACGGACCAUGUUUGGCACUAUGAUGAAGAGUAUCUUCCAGAUGCUUCAAAGCCUGCGUCAGCUAAUUCUCCUGACCAUGCUGAUGGUGUUAUGAGCAAUGGAUUUGUAGCUGUUAACCUAAGCUCCUGCAGGCAGGAGGUUGAUUCUAAGGAAUGGGUGAUAAUAGAUAAGGAACGGGACUUGCAGGACUUCAGGACAAAUGAGGCUUUAGGGCACAAAAUGACUGGAAGUCCCUCAGAUGAAGAGCCAGAGGUACUACAAGUUCUAGAGGAGUCCCUUCCAGAAGAGCAGUCCAAAGAGGGUGGUUGGGCAGGAAACGAUGUCCAUGCCAAGAACCAAACUUCAGGUGUGGAGUUUGUUCUCGACGUGGAAUGUCACCCUGCUGCAUCUGAACAGCUUACAGAUAAAUUGGAACUUCUGUCUGGAGCUGCAGGACAGCUUCUUGCAGCCACCCCUACAAGUCCUAUGGAAGCUCAAGCAGAAGGAGCACUCACUCCGAUAACAAUACCCAGACCUUCAGUGGCAUCCACACAGUCUGCUUCAGAGAGCUUUCACUAUGGCCACCAGCUGGAGAGAAGAGAGCAGGAUGGUCAAUCUGUGGAACAUACCAUGGAACUUUCCUCUCCAAAGGAAAGUUUGCCAGGUUUGGCUGGGACAGAGGAUGCACUUCCAGCUAGUGCGAACAGACCAGAUUUGGUACUUAAUAUUAACCAAGAGGUGCUUGACAGGGGAGGACUUGUCAAAGAAUCUGUCCCGGAUUGUGACCAAACGGACCUACCUGAACACAAUGGGAUACAGGAAGAGAAAGAGCUUGGAAAUAUUCCUGUGGAGGAGGCUGAGGUUUCUGAGGAUGCCAUUGAAAUGCUUAGCAAAGAACAGAAUUCUUCUUUGCCAGGAAACUCAAAAUCUGCAGAGGAGGAACCUCUAACAAAUACUGAAGCAGCUCAAGAAUCAAAGUCAAGGCCUAUCUGUUUGGUGCCAAAUCAAGAUGAGGUUCUGAAGUCAAUAGCACCUAAAACAUCAGAAUUGUCUCCCUCAAGACUUAAUAAUGCACAUGUUAAUAGACAGGGAAGCAAAAUAGCAACCAUUCAGGAAAAUGGUUUUCAUUCUGAUAAGGAGGAAGUCCAUAGCCAAGACCUGAAAUGCCACCAAGUGGCUCUUACUACUAUUUUGCAGCAGGAGAAUAAAAAAGAGAAAAAUGCUCCCAGAAAUGGAGAGUUAUUCCAUUGCAUUUCAGAAAAUGAGAAUUCUUAUAGAUCUAAGAAGGACUCCGUUAAAUCUUCUUUUGUAUUCAGGCAGAGUCGAAUCCCAGUUUUAGCACAAGAGAUAGACUCAAUGUCAGAUUCCUCUUCUGUUUCUGCAAAGGAAAAGCUUCUUCUAAAAAAGGCCCAUCAGACAGACUUGGUCAAAUUACUUAUGGAAAAGAGACAGCUCAAAUCUUUCCUUGGUGACCUCUCAAGUGCCUCUGAUAAGUCACUGGAGGAAAAAAUGGCUGCUGCUCCAGUACCGUUUUCUGAGGAUGAUGUCUUAGCUUCGUUUUCUAAAUUGACAUUGGACUCUCAUUUCAGCAAGCAGAAUGAAGAUAGCUCUCUAUCUCCAAGCAGCCCUCAGUCCAGAAAAAGCAAGAUUCCAAGACCAGUGUCUUGGGCAACCUCUGAUCAAGUUACCAGUUCAAGUUCAGCUCAGUUCUUUCCUCGGCCACCACCAGGAAAACCGCCUACUAGACCUGGGGUAGAAGCUAGGUUGCGCAGAUACAGAGUCCUAGGCAGUAGCAGCUCGGACUCAGAUCUUAUCUCUCGUCUGGCUCAAAUCCUGCAGAAUGGAUCUCAAAGACCAAGGAGUUCUACCCAGUGUAAGAGUCCAGGAUCACCUCAUAGUCCAAAAACGCCACCCAAGAGCCCUGUCAUCCCCCGCCGCAGUCCCAGUGCCUCCCCUAGGAGCUCUUCUUUACCCCGUACUGCCAGUUCUUCUCCGUCCCGGGCUGGGAGAUCCCAUCAUGAUCAGAGGAGUUCAUCCCCACAUUUUGGGAGGAGUAAAUCACCUCCUAGCCAUUCAGGCUCUUCAUCUUCUAGGAGGUCCUGCCAACAAGAGCACUGCUGCAACAAAACGAGCAAGAAUGGUCUGAAAGGAUCUGGCAGUUCUUUCCACCAUUCCCCAAACACUAAGACUUCCACAGGAAAGAGCAAAUCAACUACUAAGCUUAGCAGAUAGGAACUGAGUCUUGACAGGUAUAAAAUCUCCUCCUAAAUCUGAUGCAUGUUGUGUCUGUGUACUGUGUAUUUAAAAAAAUAAUCAAAAAAAAGUAUAUUAAAAAAAGGUGUUGAAUCUGCACAUUUUAAAGAAAGUAGCCAUUGUAAACUAUUCAUGAGAAAGCAUUCUAUGUAAAUAAGCGGCCAGGCUUUGCCUUAGAGCAGGCAGCAAGCAGAUCCACAAAAUGGGAAGUAGAGGCCAGGGUAAGAAUGGCUGGGUAGUCAAAGAGGUGCAAUGUGUUUAGAGUGAAAAAGUAUCUUGAAGGUGAGUGUUUUAAAAUGGUAUUAAUCUUGAUCUGUUUAGUUUCCCUAGUUAGAAGAUUUGGCCUAAUUAUUUAACGCCUUGCGUAAUCGAGGGGUAUGUAAGAAAGCCUGAAACAGGCAUUCCCAAAAUGAUGUCACUACUUGGGAGAUAAGUACUGCUCAAGCAUUUCUUUGCAGUUUUAAAAAAGCACACACUUUAGAAGAUGAUAUUUCUGCCUUAUAAAUUUCUUCCAUUUUGAGCUGCACUCACCUCUGAGUCACUGAGUGCUUAUUUUGUCCCCUAUUAUGGCACAGAUUUCUUACCUUAGUAUCAUAUACCUUACCCCUUCUUGACACUGAUGAAAUUUAAAAAAAUCAAUAUUUGACAAGAUGUUUUUGUACCAAUAUUAUUUAGAGAUUUUCUUAGCAGUAAUUAGGAUCCAAGAAGCUGAUUCUCAGUUCUAUAUCAUACAGUUUUUUGGGAGUCAUAGUGGGGUUUUUCAAACCACAUUUGAUAGGAUUUGGAAAAGCAUUAUCUCCUGGGAAAUAAGAGAAAGGAGUAGAUGUAUGCCCUUCACUGUAUGUUGUAGAUUUACAGGAAAAUGCAAUAUAAGUUAGAAAUUAAGAACCUUUCUUGACCCCCUUAAUUCAAAUGAAAAAAGAACCUUUGUUAUUGCUGACUUUUAUUUUCCAUUAUUUAUGGAUCACUUAAACCACAGAUCUUGCAAUGCAGAGAUGAUUACCAAUCAAGUUUUGGGUUUUUGGUCAUUUGUUUUUUAAAAUUAUGAAAGAUGAAACAGAGAUGAGGAAAUUGUCUACUUUAUGAAUGUGAUAGGUUAGGGGUGAUGGAAGUACACUUAACACCCUUAGAAAAUCUGGAUAAGAAUAUUAAUCAUUAAAGCAAAAUAUACGGAAAGAAAUCUGAGAUAUUUUCAGAUUGGAUUAUUGUAAUUCAGUUUCCCAAAUGUGUUUUUGAUGGAGCAGCUUUCUCAGUAAAGUCCAUGGUGUUUAGUUCCUCCAGUUUUAUUAGGCAGUUACUCAGUAACAUCUUGUGCUCUGCAGGAACCCUGUAGGGAAUGAAAGGUGUGGCACCUUUUGCUGUGUUCAGAAAAGCAUAGUGGAUCAGAAUAGGGACAGACAAGAACACAAGCCUGAGAAAGAUGCAGCCAGCUCUCCUCCCUAAUGAUUCCUGUUGUGGGGACUCUGGAUGCAUAGGACACUUGUCAAUUACUGAUCUGCUUGCUGUAGUCAUAUGCCUCUCCAGCCAGCAUCUGUGUUUUUUUAUUUAACCUCUGCCAAAUGAAUAUUUUUGGAUUUAAAAGGGAAUAUUUUGUCUCUGAGCUAACACAUUCUAAUGCUGCAUUAAAGCUGCCCUAGAGCUGCACUGAAUUUCACUUGCUUUGUCAGACUAUGUUGAUUUUUUCCUUUUCUUAUUAUGUAUAUUUUUUCCCAUAUGUAAUGUAGCACAGUGUGGAACCUUAAUUUCAUUCAGGUUUCAAGCACUACAGAUGAAUGCAAUAGGUAGGGUAUACCUGCUUUUUCUGAAGAAACUGUACCAUUGCAAAGUCCUAUUCCUUUGUAUUAUAAUGUAUAAUAGGUGCUAUACCAAUAAUUGCAUGUCCUCAUGGUAAAUUAUAUAAUAUAAAUAUUUAUAUAUACAUAUAUGUAUAUGCUUAUAUAAACUCAUUCUUUCUCAUUUUUCAUUUGUAAUUUAUGGACCACAAAUAGUACAGUUCCCUUUCUGUUAGCUCUUGUAUACUUACCUCUUCUAUUCUCCCCUGCACCCCUGCCAAAAAAAUCUGGAAUGCACAAAUUCUAAUAGCCUUUAUACCUUGGUACAAAAUUGAAGGACUGCUGAUUUCUCAACCAGCCAAUGUUUUGUGUUGCAGCUUUGUUUUUUUUAUUUUUUAUUUCUAAUUUCAUGUACACAUUUGCAUAUGGAACAAGAACAAAGACUCAAAAGGUGUUUUUAUUUUUUAUUACAAAUAGGUCUUGCUCAUUUUUAUUUCAUUAUGUGAGUUCUAAAUUGUGAAUACUUGUCAUUUAGGAACAGUGACAGUCUAUGAAUACCUAAUGGUUGAAUGUGACAACAAAAAAUUCCAUCUUUUCCUUCCUGUUUUCUACAUGUUUCCUUAUGGUAUACUAUAAAAAAGAAUUUGGUCACAUUGUGAUGUUUUUGUCCUGGGCACUUGCUGGAAUGAUUUGUUAAGGUGGUGUGGCAGCAUAUGAUUAUUUUUCCUUAUUUCUGAAAAGCAUUUAUUAUCAUCAUGUAAGUUUAUUCCUAUGUUACAUUGUCAGUUUUCAUAAGUACUAACUUUAUGCAUCCUUGCCUGAAAAUGCUGAAGUUGAGGUGUUUAUAUUUUCUCUCUAGUGUAACAGGAUCCAGAAAUGGUAACUGCUUUACAGGUGAGAAAGCGCAUAACACCUCUGUUACGUUGUCUUCAAAGUACAGGCUUGUCCAUUGUUAGACAUUACUAUGUAAAAUAAACCAAUGCUGUAGAAAUUCACUCGUACUUGAACUACUUGCCAAUGUAAAAAUAGUAAACUAUGCCAAAAAGAAAAAGAGAAAUCAGUCAUUAUUGGUGACACAGGCUUCUUUUGGUGAGGAAAAGGUAGAAGGACUGUAUACCCCCAGUUGCUUUUUUUGCUGUAGAUUUAACAGGAUCUAAGGAGAAAAUAAGAAGAUGUGAAUGGAGGAGCAAUUGUGAAUAACUUAGCUUGAACUAGCUGCUCUUCUUGAGUUUUUUGUUGCUUGAUACCCUUCUCCCAAAAGUUUACAGAAAUGCUUACUGUAGUCUAACAUAGCAAUCAGUUAAUGUUAUUAAGUAAUGGUCAAUUGAUUAACUCAUACAUUAAUGUUAGCUUAAUAUUUCUAGAGGGCCUAUAUAAUCAUUAAGGACUCUGUAAGCCUCAGUAUUUGAAUGUGGAUAUGGCUCUGCAGAAAACCACCAAUGUACAUGUGUGUGACCCUUGUGCAGAGUGUGUGUGAAUAGUUUAUGGCAGGUUAUCUGCAACACAUUUUCAGGGACGGGGAAGAUUUUUCUCCAUUGUACAAAAUGGCUGCCGUUACUCUGCAUAGCACACAGCAGUUCAUUUAGGAAUAUUAGCUGGGAAAUAAUAAAAUUCAAGGAGCUGUUGCUUUGUCUUUUCCCUUUCUUUGGUGAGCAGUGCAAUGGGGCCAUGACAUGUAGCAGGUGCAAAUGCUGCAUGCUCAUUUCCUCUUUAUGGUGUAUUCUGUGUUGUGGCCAGCACUUUGGAGCAUUUUUUAGAGAAACUGAGGCAUGAAGCCUUUAAACUAAAAUAGAACUUGAAAUCACCAAACAUUUCACACAGACUUUUGUGCUACAAUAAUGCAUGGUAAAAUCGAUCUAAGUUACAAUCUCAAAAAUCAAUAUUAAUUAACCUCUUUAUUAAUUACAAAUGCCAAUUACUACUUAGGUAAAACCCUGUUAGAGUAAUAGAAAGUGUGAUACGGUAGAGCAACGUUGGCAAGUUAUAUGAUGCUACGCACCUAUCUACUGCUUGAGCAGGAUCAAUAAGUGUAGAAAAUGUCACUGCUCAAAGGCAGGAGCAAGAUGAGGUCUUAACUGCUAGUUACAUGUAAUUAUACAGGAGGCAAAGCCCUGCAGAGUGACACAAGGCAUUCAUUACAGCCACCAGCCACAUCCUGUCUUGGGAAAUCUGGACAUAUUCUUACCUUGAAGUCUGCAUGUUUGAGAUCAAGCUUUCUUGCAUACCUCACUAAACAGUCUUGAUGUAUAACAAAGGAUUUGGUCCUAUAUAUUUAAAAAUAGCUUGAAAUAUUUUUCAUCUGAAAAAGACUUGCUGGAGCUCUAUCAUCUACAAUUUGUAGUAUUAUGGUAAUAACUAUUGCUGGGAAAACACACAAUUUUGAUUUUAUAUAUAUAUAUAUAAAUACACAUUUGUACCUAAGUGUAUCUUCAUAUACACUUAUAUAGAUACUGUAUAUUAUAUAGAAAUAUAUACAUACAUACGUACAUAUGUGUGUAUAUACAUAUAGAUAGGAAGAGUCUCAGCUAUUCCAUCCUGUUCACUGGAAUUCAUUUGCCGGAGUGAGCCAAGGCCUGUUUUGCUUUGAUUUACUCUGGUCUCCUUUUCAUCUACUGCAAUGUCCCUAUGCCCUAAUUCUGAUUUUGUGUCUUUUUCAUAUUACAAGGUCUCAUCCUAUAGUCCUACUUGGGUAAAACUCCUGUAAGUCCUUCUUAUUGCAGUAAUACUUAUGCAAUGGUUGACUGUAAUGCUUCUAAAUUUUUUUUCUUUUUCUCUUUGAUGAGAAUGUAGAUAAAGCCAGAUUUACAGUAGUCUUUUUCCUGUAAACAGAUUUUUUCUGUAAUGAAUUGUACAUUUUUAUGGAACACUUAGAGGCACAAAUUCUGGUAAGAAGAAUGUAAUUAUUCCAAUUUCUUAAAAGGGUCUAAUGGAAAAUGAAUUAUAUGUGCCUCCAGUUUUUAUAUAUAUCUUAAAUUAGAGAUUAGUCUUCUGGAAAUGAAUAGGAGAAAAAAAGAGAGCUCAAAGUCAAACUCUUUCUCAUGACAGGCCUAUAAUACAUGGAUUUUUUUCAUGCAGGACUGAUGCUGUGAGGGGACAACAGCCAUGUCUGUCUUGUCAUUCUCAGUGAGUCAGGGUCUGCUUAGGUUAACACUAAGCUUCCUGUGGUGCAUUCUCUGUAUGCUUUUCCACUUCUAGGAAUGGUCAGAGAACACUUAGCUGGAUAAAGGCCUUGACUUUUAUCCAUGAGUCCUCUCUUCAGCUGGUGAAAACUUUGGCUGCUUGUUGGAUGGUGAACAUGGCAGUGCUAGGUUAGGAGUUGAAUUUGGAUCUUGGCAGUGUUUUCCAACCUUGAUGGUUCUAUGAUUCCUCUUUCUGAAAUUUAUAGAACAGGACAUAAUAUUUUUAUUCAACUUCUUUUAGCUAAUCAAGUAGGCAGUGAACAACUGAUUGGGUUUGUUUGCUGUUUUGCUUUUGGCUCAAAUGUCUUUGGUUGUAAUUAGUACCAUUUUUGGUUACCAGAAAUGCUGGUAAAAGAAGUGAGGUUCAGUGUUUUGACUAUAUGCAAUACACAGGCAUAGGUCAUACAUUUUUUAGCUAAUCAAAUUGCAUAAACAUGCACAUCACAUAAGAAUACCUCACCUGUCUGCUUGAAGCCAGUGUUCCUUUUCCCUACACAUAAUAUUUGUGAAAGAGAAAUUAUAUAAAAUCAGCUUGGAUUAUAUAAUAAUUAUCAGGAAUUAUCUUAUGAUAUUGUCAAAUGCCAAAAAGAUUUUAUCACUCAUUUUCAUAUGGUUUAAAUAAUCAGGCUUUUAAAUAUAUAUCUUUAAGGAGGGGGUUUUGUUUGGUUGGGUUUUUUAAGGAAAAAUGUACAGGAGUCCAUUGUUUCAAAGACUGAUGUAUUAACUUUGCAAUGACUCUUGCCAUCCAGGUUUGAACAAGUUGGGCUGAUUUUACUCUCCAUUGAUGGUAACACAUUCUCUCUCAACAAUGAUAAUGACAAGUCCAAAUGCUAUGCUCCUGUUUCUCUUCUACAUUAAGAGCUUGGACCCGUGGGAGUUCUUGCUGUUCUUGUGCAGGUGCAACUUCAUUAAAAUCAGUAUAGGGUCCUGUUUUGUUGAGGCUCUUUCCCCUGAUUAGGAACUGAAAACAUAAACUCACUCUAUGAAUAUCAAAUUUGCUGUUGCUGUAUUUUAAAUUGGAAAGUACUGAUUUUCUUCUUGUUGUUAUUAUUAUUACAUGAUAUGACAUGCCUCUGGAUCUCUCCUUUUCUGUCAGAAUUACUGUUGAGAGCCAGCUUUGGCCAAGAGUACAAUGUGGUUUCUUUUAAAACAGUGUCCCAAGUGGGCUACUCAUGUGAGGCCCCCAUCAUCCACAAGUGUCUGUGGGAAUUCAGCUGGAAUUAAUUUGAUGUUUGUUUUGAGAUCACUUGAUCUUUGACCUUUUAUGUAAAGGGCCUAUGGUAACAGCAGAACAACUUGCUCCAAAAGAUGCAUUGUAAUUAAUUUUUUCUGCCUGGCUUCAAAUCCUUUUAAACCAGUAUCUGCUGCAUGGCAGGCAUGGUCAUAAAGGUUUGAUGCAAAGUGAAGUAGGAUUUUUUUGACAAUUUCACAUAUUUUUCUUCUGACUGGAGAUCUGGAUUUGUUCCCAAGCAGCCUUCUCUGCAUCCUCUUUACUUUCAUUGGCUAGGAAGCAAGAUUGAAAAUUCUUCCCCAGCUUUUAACUUUCUUUUUUAUAGAGUCAGCCCAGACUCAAGCUGCAGUGCUUGUGUUAACAGAUGCCAAUUUUCAAAUGCUUUCCUAUGAACAUCCAAACUACUAAAUUAAGGAAAUCACCAGCAAUGCCUUCAGACAAGUACUGACUUUUUGAAGUGGCCAACCAAUGGCUGCUAAUCUAAAAAUCCCUGGGCAAUACCACAAAGAAUUAAAUCUAUGUAUUAAUUAAAAAUACAAUGUUGUAAACCCCAUAAGAAAUCAAGUACUCAAUAGUAAAGUCUGCAGUGUGAUUAAAUUAAGUGGAAAGUAGUUCUGAGAUUGUUUUUUACCAUUGAGGAAGACAAUGUUGAGUCCUUCAAAUUCUCUUACUCAGUAAUUGCAAUUCUCUUCCCCUCCUUAGAAAUCCUCUAAGCCAUUCUUUUCAUUUAAGUUUGCUCAGGCACCCAAGAGCAUAAAGAGUUAAUGCCCUUGUAAUGGUCAUUUGUACAUAAAGUUGUAAUUAUUUAUUUUCUCAUUUGUACCAUAUCAAGGCUUUGUACAAUGUUUAAGUUUUGUUUUCAAAUUAUUUUAUAUUUUAUUUUUAUAAACUGGUUCUAAAUAAAAUAUUCAUUCAGCAUGCAAAA
Messenger RNA from Zonotrichia albicollis (white-throated sparrow), 11034 nucleotides. RefSeq names its product tau tubulin kinase 2 (gene TTBK2). Gene Ontology annotation, molecular function: protein serine/threonine kinase activity; ATP binding. Gene Ontology annotation, biological process: protein phosphorylation. The record is from RefSeq and is a predicted model, not a curated record. Lineage: Eukaryota; Metazoa; Chordata; Aves; Passeriformes; Passerellidae.